ACCGGAAACACGUGACCUCCAGAGGACCCGGAAGUGACACAGCUUUAUAAAGGAAGGAAUCCUAUCAUUGAAGAGGUGGCCGUUGUGGAACGUCGAGAAGAACAACAACAAAACCAGGAGCGAUGGAUCAGAUGAGAUCUGCGUUUAACGGCGUGGUUAAAAGCGUGCGUUACAGCAGGUUCACCCUGCAGCCCACAGAGAAUGGAGAAAGGCAUGUGGAGGUCAAACUGUCUGAAGAUGGCACUGAGGAGUUCACAGACGUGGAGGCCGAGGGCUCGCCAAGCUUCAGGCCGGCACCUCGAAAUUAUAGCCGGCGUUACAUUGCCUGGCUGCUCCUGGGAACCUUGCUGAUAUUUAUCACUGGCUAUCUGGUUGGUUAUGUCAGUCACAGUAAACCUAAAGUGGAGUCGGUGAACUGCAGCCCAGAGAAAAAUCAGACAACAGGGAAGCAGUCUGUGGUUGCAUCAGUGACACAAGCUCCAGUUGCAUCACUGACACAAGCUCCAGUUGCACAACCUGCAGAGGUUGAGAUGGACUUCAAGAGCAUCUCUCAACUUCUUGCGAGGAGAAUGACCAGAGAGGCCUUUCAAAAUACUCUAAAGGACUUUGAUCGGCCCGAGCGUUCAGCAGGAAGUGAUGAAGACAUGAGUUUGGCAAACCGCAUCUUUGAUGGAUUCAAGGAACAGGAGAUGGAUCCCUGGACAGACAUCCACUAUGUUCAGCUGCCGAUGCCAGACAGCCAGAAUCCAAACAAGGUUCAGUUUGGUUCAGAAGAUUUCAGCCUUACUGGGUAUCUGGCCUAUAGCGCUACAGGCAGAGUUCAGGGCAAACUUGUGUACGGCAACUAUGGGCGUAAAGAGGACUUGGACAUCGUGAAUAAAAAUAAGGUUGAGCUAAAAGGCUGCAUGCUGCUCGUCCGUGCUGGAAAGCUCAGUUUUGCAGAGCAGGUGGCCAAUGCUGCAGAUAGAGGGGCGUCUGCUGUUCUGAUCUACCCCGAUGAAGCUGAUUACAAUUAUGUAGCUGACACUGUGCUCUAUGGACAUGUCCAUCUGGGCUCGGGUGAUCCCUACACCCCUGGAUUCCCCUCCUUUAACCACACCCAGUUUCCCCCAACUCAGUCAUCUGGCCUCCCCAAAAUCCCAGCCCAGACUCUCACCCGCAGUAUUGCUGUAAAACUUCUUCAGAAAAUUGGUGGUCCUGAACCAGAUGCAGCAAGUGGUUUUAAAGGUGGAUUCAAGCAAGUGUCUUACAGUCUGGGAGGCGUUGAGAACAUCACUGUUGAGGUCAACAACAAGCUGGUGAACAAGGAGAUCCAUAAUGUGUUUGGGGUGAUCAAAGGAUUUGAUGAUCCUGAUCGCUACAUUGUACUGGGAGCUCAGAGGGAUGCCUGGGGUAGCGGCUACGCCAGAGCCACUGUUGGCACCUCAGUACUGGUACAGCUGGCCAAGGCUUUCCAUGAGAUGGUCGAGAAUGAUGGGUUCAGGCCCAGGAGAAGCCUGGUGUUUGCGAGCUGGAGUGCAGGAGAAUAUGGAAGUGUUGGCGCCACAGAGUGGCUUGAGGGUUAUAUGGCCUCUAUUGACAAAAAAGUGUUCACCUACAUAAGCCUGGACGGGGUUGUCAUGGGUAAGGGGGGCUUUAUGGCCUCAGCAAGUCCACUGCUCUACAGCCUCCUUGAGACCACGAUGAAAGAGGUAAAUAGUCCUGUUGGUGCUGGCACGGUGUACGACAUGGCAGGAAAAACGUGGGAGGCUAAUGUAAUGAGACCGAUGACAAUAGAUGACCCAGCCUAUCCCUUCUUGGCUUUCUCUGGAAUUCCCUCAGUCUCCUUUCACUUCAUCAAACCAAAUUCUGAGGUCUACACUUAUUAUGGCACUCAAUUGGACACCAUGGACCACCUUAACUAUGAAACCAACCAUCAGACCAACGAGGUCACGGCGAUAGCAGCGCAGUUUGCUGGUCAGAUGGCCCUGCACCUGGUUCAUGACCACCUGCUGAGCUUGGAUGUGAACCGGUACAGCAAAACCCUCACCAAGGCUGUGGCGGGAGUCUACAAACGCAUCCGGCUGCUCCCACAGGUGAAGGAUUUGAGUCCCAGCUGGCUGAACCGUGCACGAGGCUCCUUCCAGCGUGCUGCCAGUAACCUCUACAAUGACAUUGCCAACACCAACUUGGAUGACAAAGAAGCCUGUCGAAUCCUCAACGACAGGAUCAUGAAGGUUGAGCACAGCCUCCUCUCUCCAUACGUCUUACCUGUUGAGGUUCCCUUCCGUCACCUACUGUUUGGCCGAGGCUCCCACACUCUGGCGUCCAUUGCUGAGACUACUGACAUGGAUGAACUCCGCACCCAGCUGGCCCUAGCCACCUGGAACUUGCAGGGAUGUGCCAAUGCCAUGGUGGGAAACAUCUGGGACCUUGAUGAAGAAAUUUAAAUUGGUGGGACGCAGAGAUGUGAGGGUGGGAGUUGUGUGUUUGCAUGUGUAUUUUUUGGAAAGUAAGUUUGAGGUAAAUCAUAGCGCUCCAGUAUCAGCACUUAAAAGCACAAGCCGUUAAUCAGAAACCCCAACCUUUGUUCCAGGCUUAUACUCAGAUUUCAGGGGAAUUCAAAUAAAUUCCACAAAUAGUCUCAAAGAGAACAGUGUUAAAAUGUAGAGCUGAAAACUGUGAACAAGGAUUACUUGACGAAAUGAAAUGCUACUGACAAAUCCACCUCCUCAAGUAGACUCGAAGCUCUUGCUGCGACCACUUGCCAUCAAAGCACUAAAAGACCUUAUAUGUAUUUGUUUUUUAUUGUUUUGUUUUUUAAAUUAUUUAUCAGUGGCAGUGUCCACUAUAAAGCUGUUGUUUGUCUUUUUAUACGACGUUAUCGGAAGCAGUGUCUUCCAUAAUUAUGACGGUUAUACUGUCGAAACCUACGGCAGUAUCUGCUAAAGAAAUGACUCCAAAUGUUGCUGGAAAAAAGACCCAGAAAAAGUUUAAUCUUUCUACCCUCUUUUUCUUCCUUUAGCGUUGAGCUGCUGUAAAAGCAGGCUUUCACAAAUAGACUGACAUAACUGCAUCUGUGGAUUCCCUCUGUUAGAAGGGAGAAAUUAAUGGUAUAAAAAAAAAAAAAAAAUUGUAUCUUGGUAGAUUUAAAAAGUCUGUAUUUAAUGAGAUUUUCCAAUGCCUGACUAAAGCUGGCAAGGAAACAAAAAAAUUGUCUGCAGCUUGUGGAAAAUUGUUUAUUUAUCACAAGCAAAGAGAUUUAUUCUGCAAUUGGUGGCAAAGUGAAUGUCAAAUAAGUUUUAAAAAAACAAACAAAAGCAAUGCAGGCACAAUACUAAAUCUGAGCUCAAAGAGACAUUUAUGUUGCACUCUCUACUUUGGAGCAUUUAAUGAGUUUUAAUAAUUUUAUUGGGAGCAGUGCCUUCCAUAAUUAAACCGCAUUAUCGGGAGCAGUGCCUUCCAUAAUUAAACCGCAUUAUCGGGAGCAGUGCCUUCCAUAAUGAUAAACAGUGACGGUAGUUUUUGCCUACCAUUGUGUGUUUUUUUGUAUACGUGUAUUUAUCGAGAGCAGUGUCUCUCAUAUUUCACUUGAAAGGUGGAACAACUUAUCGGGAACAGUGUUUCCCAGAGUUUUUAUACUUACUGUAUUUGUUUUGGGUGCAUAUAGGUAUUGUCCUCCAUAGAGUGUGUGCACUCUUCUGGUUCCUACUGUUUUUGCUUGUGCAUACAUUUCCUCUUUAAUACUAUUACUAAUCAUAGUGAGCCUCAUCUGGGCAGGAUUGACAGUACAGGUCGAGGUAGAAAAUGAGGACAUUAUUCCAAACGGUGCAUGACCAAAGUCAUCUAAAUGGGGUGGUGGGAAAAGCAAUUUGUCAUUUGUAUUGGUUAUAAAUCAGCUAGGAAAAACUCAACACUCACAUUUCUAACUUUUCAAUAUGAAUUGAUAGUUCUGUGUCUAUAGGGUUAUUAUAAUCAGUAGGUGCUCACAGCCAAUUCGGGUUAAAUUGUGGCACCAAUAAAAGUAUACCAGUGUGUCGGUACCUGCAUCAGAUUCAAAAUUUUGCUUUUUGAGUUUAAUCAGUUUUUCUUAAUUUAAUCAAAUUGUAACUUGCUGAUCCUCUUUAAAAUUAAGCUCAAGGAGAAGUAGUUGGGACAAGGAGAAAGGGGCUACACACCUAAAUCUACCCUGCAGUAGCAUAUCGAAGCUUUUACAGGGUCUCCCUCUUUUAAUAGCUGUGAUGUCUAUAACCAGAUUAUUACUUUAACGUGACUUAGGCUUGCCUAUCCUUCAAAGUUAUUUUAAAAUUCAGACAUUUCAUUGACAUAAUAGGGAAACUGCUGCUUUCAUUAUCAUUUUUUUAAAUUACCUACUGCCUUCCCAGUGAAUCCAGUCCAUAUGAGGCUCUUACUACUUAUACAAUAAUUCUAAGCACUGAAGGAUGUUGAAAUGAGUGCACUAUAAUCAUUAAAGUUAUAGCAACAAACCUGGUCUGUCAGCCUUGUGACCUCAAAACCUCUUUUCUUUGUUAGUGACUGAAAACACAAAUGAAUUCACUUGCAUGGGUUUUCUCCUCACUGCAUGUUACUAAACUGUAGCUCCAAGUGGAACCAUAUUACAUAGUUUCACUUGUCCAAAUUAAAUUUAUUUGUGGUUGUUUGUUGAUCAUAAUUUCAACUAUUUGGCCCUUUUUUCCUGGAAUUGUUAUCCCUGAAUUAGUAGAGUUAUAACCGUCAAGUUAAAAUGUCAUAAAUCAGUACAGGAUAUUAAAAGCUACUAAUCUUAUCAAAUGGAUCUGUCACUGAAAAACUGUUUCAUUAUUUGAGCUGAUUUAAUUAGUUCAGCUACUCCUGUAUUGUCUUGCAUCCAUUUAUCUUGCAUCCAUUACAAGAAUAAGUUUCUCCACAUCCAGAACUAGAAAUGUGAUCAUUAGAAAAUUUGUUUUGGCUCACUGUGUUGCUGGAAAAAUACUGAGAAUGAUUUCUGUACUUCAGAUGUUGUUGACAUUCUUUAUUGUGACAUCCAUGUUCAGUAGAAAAUUGUAAUAAACCCUUUGGCUUAGCAUAAA
Molecule: messenger RNA, 5048 nt
Organism: Oreochromis niloticus (Nile tilapia)
Lineage: Eukaryota; Metazoa; Chordata; Actinopteri; Cichliformes; Cichlidae
Gene: tfr1b
Product: transferrin receptor 1b
Exons: 19
Coding region: 123-2429 (768 amino acids)
Biological process (GO): intracellular iron ion homeostasis; iron ion transport
Cellular component (GO): external side of plasma membrane
Source: RefSeq, a predicted model, not a curated record